Bufo bufo (common toad) is the source of this 3905-nucleotide messenger RNA. It is a transcript of the gene IFT122, whose product is annotated as intraflagellar transport 122. NCBI's taxonomy places the organism in Eukaryota, Metazoa, Chordata, Amphibia, Anura, Bufonidae. The record is from RefSeq and is a predicted model, not a curated record. Gene Ontology annotation, cellular component: intraciliary transport particle A; non-motile cilium. Gene Ontology annotation, biological process: non-motile cilium assembly; protein localization to cilium; intraciliary retrograde transport. Gene Ontology annotation, molecular function: protein binding.
UGUGUGAGCUAGGAGCCGGGGGCGGGGCGUGAUAUGGAAAUCUUCUUCUAGGUGUUGUGGUAACUCAGGAGUCCGGUGAAGACGGUAACGGAACCCUGAAGCCCAGAGAACCGGAGCCAUGAGGGCCGUGCCCACCUGGGUGGAUAAAGUCCAUGACAGGGACAAGGUGGAGCAGUGCAUUUAUGACCUCGCCUUUAAACCUGAUGGGACUCAGCUGAUUGUGGCCGCAGGGAACAAAGUGCUGGUCUAUGACACAUCAGACGGGACUUUGCUGCAGCCAUUGAAGGGACACAAGGACACGGUGUACUGUGUGGCGUACGCUAAAGAUGGAAAGCGAUUUGCUUCGGGAUCUGCUGAUAAAAGUGUCAUCAUAUGGACGUCCAAACUGGAAGGAAUAUUGAAGUAUACGCACAAUGAUUCCAUCCAGUGUGUGUCUUACAACCCGAUGACCCACCAGCUGGCGUCCUGCUCCUCCAGUGAUUUCGGUCUUUGGUCUCCAGAGCAGAAGUCGGUUUCCAAACACAAAGUGAGCAGUAAGAUCACCUGCUGCAGCUGGACAAAUGACGGACAGUACCUCGCCCUGGGCAUGUUCAAUGGAGUCGUAAGCAUCAGGAACAAGAAUGGUGAGGAGAAAGUGAAAAUUGAGCGACCUGGAGGAUCUCUGUCACCAAUCUGGUCCAUGUGCUGGAAUCCUUCAAGUAAGUUCUACUGUUGGGACCUGGAUAAAGCGGAUUGUGUAUCCUUAGGCUGCGUUCUAUUCAUAGUGUUGGGUGAGGUUCCAGUACAUCUCAAUGAUCCAAGCGUUUCCUCUUACUCCAGGGACGAGCACAAUGACAUCUUGGCUGUGGCGGACUGGGGACAGAAGUUAUCCUUUUACCAGCUAAGCGGAAAGCAGGUUGGGAAGGACAGAUCCCUGGGCUGUGAUCCCUGCUGUGUCAGCUACUUCUCUAAAGGUGAAUAUAUCAUCCUGAGCGGCUCUGACAGACAGGUGUCUCUCUUCACAAAGGACGGGGUACGGCUGGGCACUAUUGGGGAGCAGAACUCCUGGGUGUGGACGUGCAAAGUCAAACCUGAUUCCAACUAUGUGGUCGUUGGGUGUCAGGAUGGGACUCUUUCUUUCUACCAGCUGAUUUUCAGCACCGUGCAUGGACUCUACAAGGACAGAUAUGCCUUCAGGGACUGCAUGACCGAUGUUAUAGUCCAGCAUCUCAUCACUGAGCAGAAAGUGAGGAUUAAGUGCCGGGAGCUGGUGAAGAAGAUUGCCAUCUAUAAGAACAGGCUGGCCAUUCAGAUGCCCGAGAAGAUCUUGAUUUAUGAGCUCUAUUCUGAAGAUGCCGCUGACAUGCACUACCGGGUCAAAGAAAAAAUUAUCAAAAAGUUUGAAUGUAAUUUGCUUGUGGUUUGCUCGCAGCAUGUUAUCCUGUGCCAGGAGAAGCGUUUGCAGUGCUUGUCCUUCAAAGGUGUGAAGGAGAGAGAGUGGAUGAUGGAGUCUUUAAUUCGGUACAUAAAGGUGAUUGGAGGCCCUCCAGGAAGAGAAGGCUUGUUAGUGGGACUGAAAAAUGGACAGAUCCUGAAGAUCUUUGUGGACAACCUAUUUGCCAUCACCUUACUGAAGCAAUCGACGUCCGUCCGCUGCUUGGACAUGAGCGCCACCCGCAACAAGCUCGCCGUGGUGGAUGAGAACAACACGUGUCUGGUGUAUGACAUCACAACCAAGGAGCUGCUGUUUCAGGAGCCCAACGCAAACAGUGUAGCCUGGAACACCCAGUGCGAGGACAUGUUGUGUUUUUCUGGAGGAGGAUACCUCAACAUUAAAGCCAAUAACUUCCCUGUCCACCAGCAGAAGCUUCAGGGGUUUGUGGUGGGGUACAAUGGCUCCAAAAUCUUCUGUCUACACGUCUACUCCAUGUCUUCUGUUGACGUCCCACAGUCUACUCCAAUGUAUCAGUACCUGGAGAGGAAGAUGUUCCGUGAGGCCUAUCAGAUUGCCUGCCUAGGGGUCACCGAUCUGGACUGGAGGGAGUUGGCCAUGGAAGCUUUGGAAGGCCUUGAUUUUGAGACUGCGAAGAAGGCAUUUAUACGCAUAAGAGAUCUUCGCUACCUGGAACUCAUCAAUAGUAUUGAGGAAAGGAAAAAGCGAGGAGAUUCCAACGACGACUUAUUUUUGGCAGAUGUGCACGCCUAUGAGGGCAAGUUCCACGAGGCCGCCAAACUGUACAAGAGAGGAGGACAGGAGAGCCGAGCCCUCAACAUGUACACUGACCUGCGCAUGUUUGACUACGCCAAGGAUUUCUUGGGAUCUGGGGACCCAAAAGAGACUAAGACUCUAAUCACGAAGCAGGCGGACUGGGCCCGGAAUAUCCGCGAACCAAAAGCGGCAGCGGAGAUGUAUCUGUCAGCCGGAGAGCACAUGAAAGCCAUAGAGCUGAGCGGGGACCACGGCUGGGUGGAGAUGUUGAUCGAUAUAGCGAGGAAGCUGGACAAAGCCGAGAGAGAGCCGCUGUCACGGUGCGCUUACUAUUUCAAAAAGCUGCAGCAUCAUGGCUAUGCGGCCGAGACGUACAUGAAGAUUGGGGAUCUGAAGGCGCUGGUCCUGCUGCAUGUGGAGACGCAGCACUGGGAGGAGGCAUUUGCUUUAGUAGAGAAAUAUCCAGAAUAUAAGGAUGAGGUCUACGUUCCAUACGCGCGGUGGCUGGCAGAAAAUGACCGGUUUGAGGAAGCGCAGAAAGCCUUCCACAAAGCUGGUCGCCAGGAUGAAGCUGUCAGGGUACUGGAGCAGCUUACCCACAAUGCCGUAGUGGAGAGCAGAUUUAACGACGCAUCGUAUUAUUACUGGAUGCUGUCUAUGCAGUGCCUCGAUAUUGCACAAGAUAAUGAGGAGAAGCAGGAUGCCAUGCUGCACAAGUUUCACUAUUUCCAGCAUCUGGCCGAACUUUAUCAUGUCUACCACUCCAUCCAGAGAUACACCGAUGAACCAUUCAGUUCUCACUUACCAGAAACCUUGUUCAAUAUCGCCAGGUUCCUGCUGCACAGUCUGACCAAAGAAAGUCCUCUGGGCAUAUCCAAGGUAAACACUUUGUACACAUUGGCCAAACAGAGCAAGGCCCUGGGCGCUUAUAAACUUGCCCGGCAUGUGUAUGAGAGACUCCAAGGCCUCCGAAUUCCCAGCAAAUUCCAGGAGCCCAUUGAGCUGGGAAUUCUCACUAUCCGUUCCAAGCCGUUCCAUGACAGUGAGGAGCUCGUCCCCAUGUGUUACCGAUGCUCAACCAACAAUCCUUUCCUGAACAACCUGGGGAACGUCUGCAUCAACUGCAGGCAGAGGUUUAUCUUCUCUGCAUCCUCCUAUGAAGUGCUGCCUCUGGUGGAAUUUUACCUGGAAGAAGGGAUCUCAGAUGAAGAGGCCACGUCCCUCAUUGACCUGGAAGCCCCAAGAAGUCAACCCAGUAAAGACAGGUGGCAGGAGAUGUCCUCGGCGGAGGCGCAGACUCUGCGGCUGGACGAGGACGAACCGAUCCUGGACGACGACCCCUUCACAGCAAAACUAAGUUUCGAGCAAGGCGGCUCAGAGUUCAUCCCUGUGAUAGUGAACCGCGCCGUGCUGAGGUCCAUGAGCCGGCGGGACGUCAUGGUGAAGCGUUGGCCGAGGCCCUUGAAAUGGCAGUAUUACCGCUCCCUGCUCCCCGAUGUCUCCAUCACCAUGUGCCUGUCCUGUUUCCAGAUGUUCCACACAGAAGACUAUGAACUUCUCGUCCUUCAGCACAACUGUUGCCCAUACUGCCGGAAACCCAUCGAAGAGACCACCCAGUGAUGAGGGCAAGAGUGCCCCCCGGCCCCUACCACCAGCGCCGUACAGCAGAGCUGAAUAUGUUACUUAAUAUUCUAUAUAAAUUAUUAAAUCAUUUCUA